AUGUUCUACAUCAUGUAUCUCACAGGCCUUUGCCAACGCCGUCACUGGCCAGACCCUCUUUUCCAAACAUAUCGUACCCAGCAUGGCUACGGCGCCACAGUCCGUGUCAACAAUCGUGAAUACUCUACCGACGUCGACUACGAAUCGGAUGAACUCGCUAAGAAUGCUGCUGCGACACGUGCAUACAUGAUCUGCCGCAACUUCUCAGUGAACGAUGGAAGGGACCCCGGUCAACGCCCUGGCCAAACACCACAGGGUUUACCGGUAGCCAUUGGUACUGGCAGGAGGAACACCUGUUCCUCAAACGAUUACGACAGCGCCAGCAGUUCGAGUGGCGGCACGAGCCCAAGGAACAGUGACUACGGCCUUGAUGCGGUAGACGCUUUAGGGCGCCGCACCAGCAAAUCGUCUUCAAGCUCGUCGUCCAACUGCCCUUGUGGUCGAGGGGUGGUACGAGUCUAUGACAGGUGCGAUUAUUGCCUUCAUGCGGUAGGUUACAGGGUCUGAACCGCAUCACUACUUUCUCAUUUUAUCCGGUCACCAUCACCGGGCAGCACACGAUGAAGCGAUACGACACCAAAAGAUUUGAAGAGCUCAGGCUCAGCGAUAUCAACUUUUACGACCAUUACGACAUGCAUCUUUAUGACAGCCACGGGCCACUUUACGAAACAUGAACGCUUUCGGACAUGUCUGGUUCCCUUUCAUCUUUCCAGCAUCGAGCGUUAUACAAAGGUGGCAUGACGAAUAUUCUCAUUUCCGUAGCACACGGUUUUCUAAGCUGCUGCAUAGCGACGGUAUCGAAGCGUUUGAGCGAUUUUACACCAGACUGGGCCGGCUUUUUUGCACGCAGCGCGCGAUUCUUUUACACCUAAUGGUGAAUGAUGAUGAGAAACAAAAGAAGAAAGAUUACGAAGACUGGCCACACGGCCACAUGACAGAUAUUACCACGAAGAAAUGAAUUGACAUCCACUUUUGCAU
Molecule: messenger RNA, 978 nt
Organism: Parastagonospora nodorum SN15
Lineage: Eukaryota; Fungi; Ascomycota; Dothideomycetes; Pleosporales; Phaeosphaeriaceae
Exons: 2
Coding region: 1-507 (168 amino acids)
Source: RefSeq, a predicted model, not a curated record